GCGUUUUCUUCGGAAGCCCAAUGUGGCAGAGGCAAGUGAGCAAUUUGGUCAGCUGGCAAAGGAGCUGAAGCAGCAGGACUGCCUUCAGUAUGCUGCCUUCUGUAACCUGGCCAUGGCUCGGUGAGUGGAUCCGUAUUCAUUUUAACUGAAUUGUGCCAAAGCACAGCAACAGGCACCUUAUGGUGUAAAAGCACCUCGCACAAGUAAAGACCCCACAAUAAUCUGGAGAAAAACCCCAACAAUUAAGCAACCCACCAUGAGCAAGCACUUUGCAAUGGUGGGAAGCAAAAACUCCCUUCUAACAAGAAAAAUGCUCUUGCAGAACCAUGUAGAACAGCAGCGUUUGUCCUGCAUACAUAGAGCAACAGGAAUAGCAGCUAGCCAGCCUCAACAGCUAAGGACUGGACAACCAGAGUCCCAACUAGGGAAUUUGUGUAACUAGCUGGCUUGUUGCUAUUGUCACUAGUUUGCACAGGAUGUACUAGUCGUUUAAUCUAAUUGUUUUGCAUUUUAAUUGAUAACCAAUUCUGAUAAAUUGUUGCAUCCUAAUGCUAUGUAGCUAUCUGCCACCAGAUGGUGUGUCAUUGGUGAGAAAUGCUAUAAAUCUCAGCUUGAUCUUUAUGUUAACACCAUUAUUGCUAGUUUUUUGAGCUCGCAGAUACAAGUGGUGGAAAAAAAAAGCUUGCUCUGAAAGUAGGAUGAGCUUUUCCUUAGCGAUAGGGUGAGGAGUUCAUCCAUUCAGGAGGGAUUCAGAUAGAGCUGCUGCUCCUCUACAUCAACAGGAACCAGCUGAGGCUGUUCCUUCGUUUAGAGAGUUUUUGACAUUAAACAAUUCCCAAGUUUAACUCUACAGCUUCCUAGUUGUACACUAGUCAUUUCUUAGUCGACUAAGAAAUUAUUAGUCGCCAGGAACAUCCCUAGUACCAGCCCUUAACCACUCCAUGGCACAUAUUGUGCCUGACCACUAUGGCACCUCCAGCAGGUGGUCAUCUCACCAAAUCUGGACUUUUGGCAUCUGAGUAAACAGAGGCACUGUGAUGAGGUCCUCUCGUCUGUACUUGUGCCAUUCAUGUGGCAGUGCCCAUCUAGCAGUUGUUUCAGUUGGAUAAUGCUGCUCCUCCAGUGCCAGAAUAGUGCAGGGCUUUCUAGAUCAGUGGUGUAUCCUGAGACUUCCUUGGCCAGCAUUAACCCUGAUAUGUUUCCUAUCUAACAUGCCUGGAACAUGCUGAGUCAACAAACAGGGUGCACUGCACAGCUGCAGACUGCACUCACCCAGGAAUGGAGAGCAGUUCCUCAAUAACAUAAUAUAUCCAGACACUUGUGCAGUCCAUGCAGAAACCGGUAAAAAUGCAUAGAUUUCAAAUACCGUAACACAGACUUAUUGCCUUAACACAGACACACACUUUUGCUUUUCUAGUCUAGCUGAGCACUCAAAGUGCUUUACACAACUUCCCUCAUUCACCCACACAAGCACUUUUAUUCUAUCCUCUUUCUUUAAGCGCUUUCUGCCUAACAUUUACACACAUUCAUAUUCUGAUGGGUGAGACUCUUGGGUUGGUAUCUUGCACAAGGAUAUUUGGCAUGCAGAUUGGAGCAGCCAGGGAUCGAACCACCAACCCUUCUGAUUAGCAGAUGACCUGCUCUGCCUCGUGAGCUGAGCCACUCCACUCAGUAACGAGGCGCUUGAUUUCACUGAUGUCCUUGUAGAAGACUGAGUAAAUCCUUCAUGCUUGUUUCCAAAAUUUCUGGGAUCUCUGCCAGGAAACUGCAGAAACUUGCUCAUCAUCAUUAUUUUGGGGUGAAAUGCUCAAGGAUCACACGCAGGUUUAUUGAUCAAAUAUUCACACGCUUGUCCUACAUUCAGGUCAUAAAAGAUUCAAGUGUAGAACCAAGCAUAAAAGACUUUAAGAGGGGGCUGACUUGAAGCUUGAAAAUAAUUCUGUUACUCAUUGUGGUUUCACCACAUAAUGCUGCCGUGUAAUAAGUCAAUUUUAGUUAUUUUUCCUACAUCCGCUAUCGUUUUUUUCAGAAACAAAUCAUGAAAUUUUUGACAAAAGUAUAAGUAACAUGUCCUCAUGAGGACAAUUAGAUAAAAAAAAAAAUCACACUUUUGUUAUUAUAAUUAUGUCAUAAUUAUCUUAUUUAGCUUUCAAAUGGCACGCAUGUUUGUUAUCAGUUUUUUAAGGUCUAUAAAUCACUACUUUUCUUGUUUAAAAAAACAAAGAAACAGCAUGUGAGGUUGUUACAUAAAGGUACAGUCGGUGGAGUGAUGAGUCCUCAGUGGUCAGCAGUAGUCUUAAUUGGCCCACAGGGAGAGCGUAGCAUUCAUAGUCAUGACAGUGACCUAUCGGCUGUUGUUAUACAUCCUCGAUGUCUUGACUGCAGGUGUGAGCAGACUCUCUUUAAUGCUCCUGGAGAGGCACUGGCAUUAACUGACGCUGCUCGCCUCUUCCUCUCAUCUGAGAAGGAGAACAGGGCACUGCAGGCUCCAGGCUUUGAUGAACACCUCCAGGCUGCACUCAACUGCUACAGCUUCGCCACUAAGGUGUAUAUUGAGAUGAACCAGCCUGUGAUGGCAGCCAGCCUGUGUUUGGAACUUGGCAACGCGCUCAAGGAGAUUAACAGACCAGGAGAGGCUAUUGUUCAUUAUCAGAGGGCUGCAGAGUUACAGACGCAAACACCCAUCGAAGCUUUGCUGUCGAUGGGAGAAAUGGCCACGUGUAAAAUCCUCACCCGUGAUUAUGACGGUGCUUUGUCAGUGUUCACAGAGAUGCAGCUGAUCUGUCAGGAGAAAGGACUGCAGCUACCAGGCUCCAUCACCCCUGUUGGUGCCUUUUUGGACAUUGUGGCAAAAUGUGAGAUAUCCAGGGUGCUUCUGCUCAUGUUGCUUGAGCCUCCACCUCAGAAGUUGUUACCAGAACACGCCCAGACCCUGGAGAGAUACGCGUGGGAGUCCUUUGAUCCUCACAGCCAAUUGACCUUCCUGCCUGAGAAUGUUUUCCUGCUCCUGCAGUCCGUAGUGAUGGCGUGUCAGGAGAAAGACACAGAGUCUCUAAAGUCUCUUCAGACUGAGCUAUGGCCGUUUCUGACAGCUGAGCAGAACCAUCUUCUCCACCUGGUGGUUCAGGAGCGCAUCACGCCGUCUGGUCAAGGCAUUUAAUACAGUCCAGUUUUUAUUCGCUUCCUCUGGGAACGAUACUUUAUAUAAUGGAACAUUCCUGUUUCUGAAUGGGUCUGUUGUAAGGCCCGGAGAAGGGUUGUUUUCAAACUCCAGUGUUGUAACUUGGACUCAGAGAAAUAUUAAACGUUGUGCUUAUUCAGUCACGUAGGUUUGGAAAUCAAGCUGAACUGUCUUUGUUGUCCUCAGACGUGCAGAUUGCUGUUGCCAGGAAUGCUUAGCUAAGAAUAAAUGUUGUGUAUGUAUCUGAGUGGAGACUAUAAAACUGGACCACGUCAUAUGUUUUUAUUAUGUAAAAGUUUCAAAUGUAGAAGAACUUAUUGUGUUUACAGCUGGUUAGUAGAUUAAACACGAAUGCUUUGUUUUAUCAUUUUUAUUAAUAAAUGACAUAACAUGGCUUAAAUUCCAAUAUAACAAAAUCUUCUACUGCAUAGUUCUGUAAUAUGGUGCAAUGACACCUCUGUCCUCCAUCCCUGGGUCACUUAAUUUUCACUUGUACAAAUGCAUGUACUUUUCUUAUGAUAGCAGCCCCCUACAGACACAUAAGUAAACACAAUAAUAAAAAAAACAGAAAGGAGCUUAAAAAUAUAUGAUGGUUACAAUGUACAUAGACUGAUGUAUAAUGUAUUUGUUUUUUUUUUU
Messenger RNA from Haplochromis burtoni (Burton's mouthbrooder), 3820 nucleotides. RefSeq names its product coagulation factor VIII associated (gene f8a). Gene Ontology annotation, molecular function: protein binding. The record is from RefSeq and is a predicted model, not a curated record. The transcript is spliced from 11 exons. NCBI's taxonomy places the organism in Eukaryota, Metazoa, Chordata, Actinopteri, Cichliformes, Cichlidae. The coding region runs from base 2270 to 3160 and encodes 296 amino acids. Gene Ontology annotation, biological process: vesicle cytoskeletal trafficking. Gene Ontology annotation, cellular component: early endosome.